AUGGGUUCCAUUCCGACACCAAUCAAGAAGACCUUUGAUGUCCUCAUCAUCGGCUCUGGUCUCUCUGGCCUUGCAAGUCUCCACCAUAUCCGCAAGCAGAUGCCCGAUUGCCGUGUCCAAGUUCUCGAUAACGGCGCGGACGUCGGCGGCACCUGGUUCUGGAACCGGUAUCCCGGAUGCCGCUUUGACUGCGAGUCCGUGUCUUACGGGUACUCUUUUGACAAGGAGCUUUUGCAGGAGUGGCACUGGAAGGAGGCCUUCUCUCCCCAACCCGAGACACACAAGUACAUCCGUCGCUUCGCCGAGAAGAACGACUUGUACAGCCACAUCCAAUUCAACACAACUAUUAAGUCCGCACGCUGGAGUGACAGCGAUCGUACAUGGACAUUUGUCGACCAGGAUGGAAAUCAAUAUGUCACCACCUUUUUCUUGAGCUGCAUCGGCUUCCUCUCCACGCCAUCGCUUCCUGCUAUUUCCGGCAUUGAGAACUUCAAAGGCCAGUCUUUCCACACUUCUAGGUGGCCAGAGGACCUAAGCUUGAGCCGCGACUUUGCUGGCAAGCGCGUCGGUGUCAUUGGUACUGGCGCAACGGGUAUCCAGACCAUCACCGCCCUGUCGAAGGAGCCCAGCAUCAAGUCUCUCAACGUGUUCCAGCGCUCGGCGACCUGGACCGUGCCUCUUCGCAACUAUGAAAUCUCCGAAGAGAAGAUGGAAGAGUUGAAGAACAGCUACGAUGAUAUCUUCAAGAUCUGCCGCUCUACUCCGUCCGGCUUCAUGCAUAUGGCUGAUACCCGCAAGACUAUGGAGGUCUCAGACGAGGAGCGUCUGGCUCUUUGGGAGAAGCUCUACAACGAGCCAGGCUUUGGCAAGUGGCAGGGCGUGUUUAGCGAUGCAUAUACGGACCGUCAAGCCAACGAGAUGUACUCCAAGUUCAUCGCCGACAAGAUACGCCAAAGAGUCAACGAUCCCGAGGUUGCAGAGAGCCUGAUACCCAAGACCUACGGUUUUGGUACCAAGAGAGUGCCGCUCGAGAGUGGUUACUUCGAGGCCUUUAACCAAGACAACGUUCAUCUCAUCGACUUGAAGAAGACACCAGUCGCCGAAGUUACCUCAAAGGGCAUCGUGACGUCGGAUGGCAAAGAGCAUGAGCUUGAUAUUCUCAUUUAUGCGACCGGAUUUGAUGCCAUCACUGGCUCUUUCAGUGCGAUUGAUUGGCAAGGCAAGGACGGUCGUCCAUUGAUCGCACCUAGCGGAACACCCAAAGGCGAUAAGGCUGUCUGGGUUGACAACAGGCCCUAUACCUAUCUUGGCAUGACGGUCCCUUCCAUGCCCAACAUGUUCAUGGUUCUCGGCCCGCAUCAGCCGUUCGGUAACGCUACGCGAAACAUUGAGCAUGCCGUGCAGGUAGUUGUGGAUCUCUUGAAGUACUGCAGGGAGAAGGGUUACACGUAUGCUGAGGCUACGGAAGAGGCCGCAGAUGGAUGGACGGAGCACGUCUUUGAAUGCAGCAAGGGCUCUUUGGUCAAUGAGGUUGACAGUUGGAUGACCGGUGUCAACACCAACAUUAGGGGCAAGCAGGUUCGAAGCGUGGUAAGAUACGGCGGUUCAGCACAAGAGUUCCAGAGAAGAUGCAGGGAAGUUAAAGAAGCUGGAUAUAAGGGUUUAGUCUUGGCUUAG
Colletotrichum chrysophilum is the source of this 1677-nucleotide messenger RNA. RefSeq lists its product as uncharacterized. The transcript has a single exon. Gene Ontology annotation, molecular function: flavin adenine dinucleotide binding; NADP binding; N,N-dimethylaniline monooxygenase activity. The coding region runs from base 1 to 1677 and encodes 558 amino acids. The record is from RefSeq and is a predicted model, not a curated record. Lineage: Eukaryota; Fungi; Ascomycota; Sordariomycetes; Glomerellales; Glomerellaceae.